ACGUCCACAUUCCUUACUGGGCCGAGGAGAAACAGAACACCUAGGAAUUCAUAUUAGAAACUUAGCGUAGAUUCGAAGGUAGUGAGGCAGUUAUGUCUAUAAAGAUGGUUCGAAUUUCUCCCGUUAGAAAAUUAUAAGGAGUUUUAAAAUUUCGAAAUGACUUUAAGACGUGUUCAAGUGUCGCCGAGGACAAAUGACGAACGACGAAGACAAGCGACAAGAAAUACAAAUAGUGAACAUUCUGUCAAUAAAUUGCGCACUUCGCGUUGUGUUAAGUAUACAAUGUUUUUUGAAAACAUGUUUUUUUUACUUUGUGGAGCAUUUAUUUCCACAAUUGGUAUCAUUGCCUUGCAAGAAAAGGGAAAAUUAAAGGGUCAAUUCAAUGGAAUAUUAUUGGAUCCAGCGGUCAUCAUAUUGACGACAGGAAUUAUAGUUUUUGUCGUGUCAUUUUGUGGAUCUCUUGGCGCUUUAAGAGAAAACAAAUGCUUAUUGCGCUUUUUUUAUUCAUCUAUAAUGCUACUUAUUAUUAUACAGUUGGCUUUGGGUCUAACUGCUUAUUUCGCAAGAGAUAAAGUAAAAAGUAAAGUAAAUGACAUUUUUCAAGAAGCUAUAAAAAAAUACCAAGAUGAUCCUGAUCUUAAAGCUUUGAUGGAUUACAUUCAAAGCGAAUUAAAAUGUUGUGGAUCAAAUCAACCUAUUAACUGGAACCUAAAUCCAUAUUAUAACUGCAGUUCAAAUACAAAGUGAUGAAGUCAGGAAUGAGCAACAGUUUUUGUUCUGUACCACAUUCCUGCUGUAAGGUUGACAUGCUUAACAGAAAAUGUGGUUUUGGUGUAUUCACAGACCAUAUUACUCAAGGGCAGAGAGAAUUACGAAUCUACACAACUGGUUGCAUUGAUGCACUUGAACAAUGGUUGAAGAAACAUGGUUUGUAUGCUGGUAUUAUUUGUGGAAUUAUAUUGGUUCUACAAGCAAUUUCAGUUAAGCUGGCCUUUCUAAUGAUUGAUGACAUCAAUUAUAUUAUAAAAUGGCGUGAUAAAUCAUAAUGAAGAGGUUAUCCAAGAUAUUUGUAUAAUAAAACAUAUAUUAGAUCAAUUUUUUUAUAUUAGUAAUCAAAAAAUCAAAUUGAUAAAGUUUGUCUAUCCAUUUAAUGGUCACUGAGAAGACAUGUAAAGGAACAGCACAAACUCAAUAUGAUGAGGUUUGUGGCUUUAACAAUAAUGUCAACAUUGUCUCUUGACAACCAUUGUACAUACCUUAUGAUGACAAAUAUCAAGAAAAACUUUUUCAAAUAAACUUAAUAUUUUGUAUAAAUUUAUAUGUAUAAAUAUACUGACUUUGGCAGGCUUUUAAAUACUGGUGCCUUAUUUUUAAGAUAUUUGGUUAAACGAGCCAAAGCAACGCAAUAUUAAUUUCGUUAAGUCUUGAAAAACGAUUUUUGAAACAACGCACAUGCCAACUUUACCGCCAUUUUGAACAAUAACAAAUUUUUUAUUUGAUAUUAAAGCCUUUGCUUCGUUGUAUUUAAGUACAAAAUAGCGCAGUAUAAAAGAAAAAUAUUCUUACUUA
Molecule: messenger RNA, 1569 nt
Organism: Xenia sp. Carnegie-2017
Lineage: Eukaryota; Metazoa; Cnidaria; Anthozoa; Malacalcyonacea; Xeniidae
Product: tetraspanin-14-like
Exons: 1
Coding region: 157-747 (196 amino acids)
Cellular component (GO): membrane
Source: RefSeq, a predicted model, not a curated record